Molecule: messenger RNA, 3572 nt
Organism: Esox lucius (northern pike)
Lineage: Eukaryota; Metazoa; Chordata; Actinopteri; Esociformes; Esocidae
Gene: daglb
Product: diacylglycerol lipase, beta
Exons: 15
Coding region: 600-2627 (675 amino acids)
Biological process (GO): lipid metabolic process
Source: RefSeq, a predicted model, not a curated record
GUUUAUUUAAUGUUGCCCACAAGACGCUGAUGUGAUUUUGCCAAUCUGCUGGCUGUUUUAUUUUUAAAGAAAUUGCAAAACGACGUUGACCGUGAUAGCGUGUAGAGAUGACAAAAUCCAGGAAUGAAGUGACAGGUCAAAAUGUUACACCAUUGGAUAUUUUUAGAUAACUAGCCAGCCUUGGUUGCUAGCUAAUAACAAAACGAUUUAAAAUUCGCCAAAAUAAUCUAUUGAAAGUAAACUAAUCCGCUAUAUAUAUAUUAGAUUGUGAACACGUGUGGUAAUUUAGUAACGCUCUACUGGCAUGACUAUUCUAAAUAACGGUACCUAGCUGGCAAAGCGGAUAGCUAACGCUUAAUUCGGGACACGGCUAAUGUCAACAACUGUAACGCCACGGCGUACCCGGCCUUACACAACAACAGCAGCAAUUUGACGACCGUUUUUUUUUUUGGCGGUUUCGAAAUGCUAAUUUGGGAAUGGUGAUUUACACAGAGAAAAUCAUUUAGAAUUGAUAACUUUAGCUAGUUAGUGAUACCUAGCUGGCUAGGUGGUUCUCGUACUAGUAGUUCUGACAGUGACUUCAGUAGCCAGCUGUCAAUAUGCCUGGAAUGGUAGUGUUUGGUCGGCGAUGGGGAAUCGCUAGCGACGAUCUUGUCUUCCCCGGUUCCUUUGAGUUGUUCUUACGGGUUCUAUGGUGGAUAGGGACAUUUGCUCUCUACACUCUCCAUAAGGGGACGUUUGACUGUGCCGGUGGGAGUGUCCUACACAGCUACCUGGUGGUUCUUCUGGUUCUGCUGGCUUUAAUAAUCCUGUCUCUAUGUGCCAUUGUCUACAUCAGCGCUCAAGGGACCAUCACUAACCCGGGCCCGCGACGCUCCAUCCCUGUGCUGGUGUAUGUGCGGGCGAUGCUGUACGUCCCUGAGCUGCUCUGGGCCAUCCUAGGGGCCAUCUGGGUGUCUGACGACAGCCGGGGCUGUGAACCUGCUGGGGUGGGGGCCGUGAUAACUGCAGUUGUAGCCAGUUGGAUCCUGCUGGUGUCCACGGGUGUCGGGGUGUUGUUUGUGUUCGACCCGCUGGGCAGCCACCGGCCUGGGCCUCAGUCUCAGGAGCAGCUGGGGGUGAGGGACCUAGAAAGCAGUGACGGCUCCCAGCUCUUGUCCACCGCCCGUUCUGUGGCUGUCAGGGUGUGGGAGAGCAGGCUGAAGCUCCUCUGCUGCUGCUUGCCUCAAGAUGAGAGCAAUAGAGCUGCCUUCUCCAGCAUUGCUCAGCUAGUCAGUGGAUUCUUCUCGGAUACAGACCUGGUUCCUAGUGACAUCGCUGCAGGUUUAGCUCUACUACACCAGGAGCAGGACAAGAUGGAGCAGUGUAGAGACCCAGACGACGUCCUGUCUCACAGCCCCUCAUCUCCCAUUGCAGAGGAUCUUGAGGCAGAGCUGGAGAAGGCCGCCCACUGUAUGCAGUUUGCUGUAGCUGCGUACGGCUGGCCCCUAUAUGUCUACUCCAACCCUCUCAGUGGAGCCUGCAAGCUCAGCAGGGACUGCUGUAAGACGGAGACGGCUGAGUAUGACAUUGUUGGGGGAGACAGUAUGGGGUGUCAUUUUUCCUCCAUGCUUCACAGCACCGGCCUACAGUACCGAGAUUUCAUUUACGUUAGCUUUCACAACCAGAUAUAUGAGAUUCCGUUCUUUGUGGCUUUGGACCAUAAGAGAGAGGCAGUACUGGUGGCUGUCAGAGGAACACUUUCACUCCGGGACUUGUUGACUGACUUGUCUGCCAACUGUGAGAACCUGCCAGUAGAGGGAGUGUCAGGAACAUGCUACGCUCACAAGGGUAUGUCUCAGGCUGCAGGGUACAUCUAUAAGAAGCUCAUCAACGACGGCAUUCUGAACCAGGCUUUCACCAUUGCACCGGAGUACAAGCUGGUCAUCACCGGCCACAGUCUUGGAGCGGGGACAGCCUCUCUCCUGGCCAUCUUGUUACGUAGCUCCUUCCCCACCCUGCGGUGUUAUGCCUUCUCUCCACCAGGGGGUCUCAUGAGUAAAGCCCUGGCUGACUACUCCAGGGACUUUGUGGUGUCUGUGGUGCUCGGGAAGGACUUGGUACCAAGGUUGAGUUAUCCCAACAUGGAGGAUUUGAAGAGGAGAAUACUGAAAAUGGUUUCUAAUUGCAAUAAGCCCAAGUACCGCAUCCUGCUCCAAGCCUGUUGGUAUGAGAUGUUUGGGGGAGAUCCUGACGACUUCCCUACCGAGAUGGACAACAGACGUGAGGAGCAGCUUAGCCAGCCACUCUUAGGGGAGGAGUCAAUGUUGAUUCGCGGCUCCUCAUCCUAUCAGAGCCUGGCCUCCGAGAACUCGCCUGUACACCUCGCUAACCUGCCACUGUUCUUGCCAGGACGCAUACUACACAUUACAGAGGAUGGCCCGUCACGGAGGUCCUGUUUUUCCCAGGCCCGUUACCGGGCGGAGUGGUCGAGUGAGACAGCGUUCCGGAGUAUUCUCAUCAGUCCCAGGAUGGUUGCUGACCACAUGCCUGACGCUGUACUGCGGUCACUUUGCAGUCUGACGCGAGACAGGCCCUUCAACCUCUGCCCCUCGUCGCUCAGCAACAGCCACCUCAAUGUCAUCUGAGUCACCCUGCCACAAACAUGGACAGGAUGAGCCUGACUAUCUGUCGCCAGGCUGUGCCCAUACUGUCCCUGGUCGUUCAGGACCAGUACACUGUCUGAAGUACCCCAGAUGCUGAUCCUGCUUUGUUCACACCUUAUGAGCCCGGGGACUCCAAAGCCUAGAUAAAGGGAGAAGACAAACAAGACUAAUCAAUAUAAGAAUGGUGCAGGACUUUAUUCCUCCAUAGAACUUUGUAAUGGAGGUUGCAAUUCUAUUGUUUAUAUAUAUGCUGUAUAGUCAUCAUUGUUGCCAUUUCAUUGGUUACUUCUAUUUUGUUUUGUUAUAGUCAACCAUUGUGCUUUUGUGUAUAUAGUUAAAUAGCAUUGCAGUUUUGCUGUAAUUCUAAAAUUGUACAUUCAGAUUUUAUUUUGAUUCUGGUUUUCAGAGGACAUUAUUUGCAUUGAUUGUGUUUAACUGUGUUUUGUCUUUGUCCUGUGUUAAAUGUCUGAUAUUUUGGAAAGUUGCUUGAGGUAGACGUCCUUGACCGCAGUUCUAGUAUCAGAGGAUCUUCCCACACUCCUAACCCUAAUGAUUAGGGUGAAGAACAUUAUCUGGCCCAGGAGCAGGGGUAAGGGAAAACCUCUACUUAUUUGAUCAGGGGGAAUAGUGCCUUUGCAUUGCAGAACAAGUCUCACCAAUACUCCUGACGCUUGACCAGCGGUUUGUUUUACACUUUAUAUGCAGAACAAUUAGUGCAUGAAAUUGUCAUUGGCAUGAAAAUAGUAGCUUAAUUUAUUUCAGUUUCACAAUACAUUUGCUGUUAUCAUGCCAUAGACCGAUUACUUCAGGUAAUUAAACUAUGAGGGAAAGUAAAAAUAAGAAUAUAGCGUUUCACCCUGAAACGUGAAUUAUUUAUUGUGAUGAAAAAAAUCAUCAGUACAAAUAAAAAGGUCACCAUUAAUGUUU